AUGCCGGAAGUGUAAAGAAAAUCCAAGAUCACCGCCUCGCGCAAGCUCCUGCUGAAGAGCUUGAUGCUGGCCAAGGCCAAGGAGUGCUGGGAGCAGGAGCACGAGGCCCGCGAGGCCGAGAAGGUGCGCUACCUGGCCGAGCGCAUCCCCGCACUGCAGACCCGCGGCCUGUCCCUCAGCGCUCUGCAGGACCUGUGCCGGGAGCUGCACGCCAAGGUGGAGGUGGUGGAUGAGGAGCGCUACGACAUCGAGGCCAAAUGCCUGCACAACACCAGGGAGAUCAAGGACCUGAAGCUCAAGGUGCUGGACCUCCGUGGGAAGUUCAAGCGCCCACCUCUGCGCCGGGUCCGCGUCUCGGCCGACGCCAUGCUCCGGGCCCUGCUGGGCUCCAAGCACAAGGUGUCCAUGGAUCUGCGGGCCAACCUCAAGUCCGUGAAGAAGGAGGACACAGAGAAGGAGCGGCCAGUGGAGGUGGGUGACUGGAGGAAGAACGUGGAGGCCAUGUCCGGGAUGGAGGGCCGCAAGAAGAUGUUUGACGCUGCCAAGUCUCCGACCUCACAGUAAAGGCCGCCCGUGCUCUGGGCUCCCGCUUCCUGUGCUUUCUCCCAACCCCGCGACCCCUUCUUU
Molecule: messenger RNA, 627 nt
Organism: Lepus europaeus (European hare)
Lineage: Eukaryota; Metazoa; Chordata; Mammalia; Lagomorpha; Leporidae
Gene: TNNI1
Product: troponin I1, slow skeletal type
Exons: 7
Biological process (GO): muscle contraction
Cellular component (GO): troponin complex
Source: RefSeq, a predicted model, not a curated record